Molecule: messenger RNA, 1356 nt
Organism: Coccomyxa subellipsoidea C-169
Lineage: Eukaryota; Viridiplantae; Chlorophyta; Trebouxiophyceae; Coccomyxaceae
Product: tubulin alpha chain
Exons: 9
Coding region: 1-1356 (451 amino acids)
Biological process (GO): microtubule cytoskeleton organization; mitotic cell cycle
Cellular component (GO): microtubule; cytoplasm
Molecular function (GO): GTP binding; structural constituent of cytoskeleton
Source: RefSeq, a predicted model, not a curated record
AUGCGUGAAGUCAUCUCCAUCCACAUCGGCCAGGCCGGAAUCCAGGUGGGAAACGCCUGCUGGGAGCUGUACUGCCUGGAGCACGGCAUCCAGCCUGAUGGCCAGAUGCCCAGCGACAAGACCAUUGGCGGAGGCGAUGACGCCUUCAACACCUUCUUCUCGGAGACUGGUGCCGGCAAGCACGUCCCUCGCUGCGUGUUCCUCGACCUCGAGCCCACUGUGAUCGACGAGGUCCGCACCGGCACCUACCGCCAGCUGUUCCACCCGGAGCAGCUCAUCAGCGGCAAGGAGGAUGCCGCCAACAAUUUUGCCCGUGGCCACUACACCAUCGGCAAGGAGAUCGUUGACCUCUGCCUGGACCGCAUCCGCAAGCUGGCAGACAACUGCACCGGCCUGCAGGGCUUCCUGGUGUUCAACGCUGUGGGUGGCGGCACUGGUUCUGGCCUGGGCUCCCUGCUGCUGGAGCGCCUCUCCGUCGACUACGGCAAGAAGUCCAAGCUGGGCUUCACUGUGUACCCCUCCCCCCAGGUGUCCACGGCCGUCGUCGAGCCGUAUAACUCUGUGCUGUCCACACACUCCCUGCUGGAGCACACUGACGUCGCCGUUAUGCUGGACAAUGAGGCCGUUUAUGACAUCUGCCGCCGCUCCCUAGACAUUGAGCGCCCCACCUACACCAACCUCAACAGGCUGAUCGCCCAGGUCAUCUCCUCGCUGACGGCCUCCCUGCGCUUCGACGGUGCCCUUAACGUGGACGUCACCGAAUUCCAGACCAACCUGGUGCCCUACCCGCGCAUCCACUUCAUGCUCUCCUCCUACUCCCCGGUCAUCUCCGCGGAGAAGGCCUACCACGAGCAGCUUUCCGUGGCCGAAAUCACCAACUCUGCCUUCGAGCCCGCCUCCAUGAUGGCCAAGUGCGACCCCCGCCACGGCAAGUACAUGGCGUGCUGCCUGAUGUACCGUGGAGACGUGGUGCCCAAGGACGUGAACGCAGCUGUGGCCACCAUCAAGACCAAGCGCACGAUCCAGUUUGUGGACUGGUGCCCCACCGGCUUCAAGUGCGGCAUCAACUACCAGCCGCCCACCGUCGUGCCCGGCGGCGACCUCGCUAAGGUCCAGCGCGCCGUCUGCAUGAUCUCCAACUCCACCGCCAUCGCUGAGGUGUUCUCCCGCCUGGACCACAAGUUUGACCUGAUGUACGCCAAGCGCGCGUUUGUGCACUGGUACGUGGGUGAGGGCAUGGAGGAGGGUGAGUUCUCCGAGGCCCGUGAGGACCUGGCUGCCCUGGAGAAGGACUACGAGGAGGUCGGCGCUGAGUCUGCUGAGGGCGAUGGCGAGGAGGAGGGCGAGGAGUACUAG